AUGCUUAAUUACUAUGUCAAGAUCAAGGAAAUUAUUCUUCCUUCUGAAGUCAGGGGAGGAGACUUCCUACCAAAUAGAGCUGCUCGCUUUGCAUCGAUUCUGGAAAGGUGCAAUCUCAUUGAUCUGGGAUCAGUGGGGCGCAAAUUCACUUGGUUCAGGAAAAUGAAUAACAGGCUCACGGUGUCGAAACGAUUGGAUAGAGCGGUGGGUGAUGCUGAGUGGCGAGUGGAAUUCCCUGAUGCUUUUGUGGAGGUCCUGAACAGAGUCCAUUCUGACCACAAUCCCCUUCUUCUCCAAUGCGGUAACACAGUUCACUCAAGAGAUAGUCAGGAUCGGCCUUUCCGUUUUCUUGCUGCCUGGGCGGACCAUUCUGAAUUUGAAUCAUUAGUGGAAAAUUCUUGGAGGUUGAGCGACGAGAAUAUCCACCAUAAGCUGAACCGGGUGCGGGAGACUGCACUGGUUUUUAACAAGGAAGUCUUUGGGAAUAUUUUCAGGAGAAAGAGACACGUUGAAGGGCGCCUAAGAGGAGUUCAGCGAGAACUUGAUCAUAAGGUGACUUCAGACCUGGUUCUCUUCGAAGCGGACCUGCAACGGGAAUACAUAAGCAUCUUAAAACAAGAGGAACUGUUGUGGUAUCAGAAAGCAAGAGAAAAUAGGGUAAAAUUUGGGGACAGAAACACAACCUAUUUCCAUACCCAAACUGUCAUCAGAAGAAAGCGAAACCAUAUCCACCAUCUUAAAAUGGGAGAUGGUAACUGGUGCUCCGAUGAGGAUGUUCUCAAGCAGGAGGUGCAAGGUUUCUUUAUGAACUUAUUUGCUACUAGCUCUACAGUGGAAGAGGUAACUUUUAGCCACGCAGCUUUCCCGAGUCUGACAGAGGAGGCUAAAUAUCUUCUAGUACAACCAGUCCAAAAAGAGGAGGUUAAGGAGGCGUUGAUGAGUAUGAAAUCUUUCACUGCACCAGGCCCUGAUGGAUUCCAACCUUUCUUCUACAAAAAAUAUUGGAACCACGUGGGGGAUGCCCUCUGGAGUUUAGUAAAGGAGGCUUUCCAAGAAGGGCGUGUUCAUGAAGACGUGUUGGAGAUUCUGAUGGUCCUCAUCCCUAAGGUUGAUCAUCCGUCUAUGGUUAAGGAGUUCCGCCCAAUAAGCCUAUGUAAUGUCACCUACAAGCUUAUUACUAAAGUGUUGGUUAAUAGGAUCCGCCCGUUCCUUAAUACACUGAUUGGGCCAAUGCAGAACAGUUUCAUCCCAGGUCGAGGAACUAUGGAUAAUGCUUUUCUGGCACAAGAGAUCAUUCACCACAUGCACCUCUCCACUGCUAAGAAGGGUAAUUUAGCAUUCAAAAUUGACCUGGAAAAGGCGUAUGAUAGUGUCUCGUGGUCGUUUUUGAAGGAGACUCUAGUGUACUUUGGCUUCCCUGAGGUAACCAUUAACCUGAUUAUGUGUUGUGUAACCUCUUCCCAGAUUUCUAUUCUCUGGAAUGGAUCCCGUCUUCCAAAGUUUAGACCUGGGAGAGGGCUCCGACAAGGAGACCCGCUUUCGUCGUACUUGUUUGUGCUUUGCAUGGAACGCCUCUCUGUCUUCAUUCAAAGUAGGGUGGAUGUUGGACUAUGGAAGCCAAUAAGGAUUUCAAAAGGAGGUCCUCCGAUAUCCCAUCUCUUCUUUGCAGACGAUGUUCUCUUGUUUUGUCAGGCAACGACUUCCCAGGUUGAUCUCCUUGCUACAACCAUGAGGUCCUUUUGUGAAUGCUCGGGCCUUAAGAUUAACAUGGGAAAAUCCAAAGCUAUCACCUCAAAGGGCGUUAGGGCGGAGGUGAAGGCGGAAAUUUCUAACAUUGCUCUUAUCCCCUUUGUUAGAGACUUGGGCAAAUAUUUGGGUUUUCCACUAAAAGGGGGUCAUAUACAUCGGAGAAAUUUUGAAUGCCUUAUUGAGAAUAUCCAAAGGAAAAUGGGCACAUGGAGAAGGUCUAUGCUCAAUCUAGCUGGAAGAAUUUGUCUGGCGAAGUCGGUAAUUGCUUCCAUUCCGACUUAUUCCAUGCAAGUUUUCUAUAUACCCCGAGGUAUCACAAAUCGCAUAAAUAAGAUGAUGAGGUCAUUUAUUUGGGGUGGCAGCAAUGAAACAAAGGCGUGGCAUCUGGUUGGGUGGGAGAAAGUAUCUAGCCCGAAAGAUCAAGGAGGUUUGGCGGUGAGAGACAUGAAUUUAGCCAACACAGCUUUGCUUGGCAAGGCAAUUUGGAACAUUAUUCACAAACCUCAAAAGUUGUGGGUUCAGGCAAUGAAACACAAAUAUUUGGGGUCAUCUUCUGUUUUGCAGGUCCAAGCCAGGGUGCGAGACUCGCCAGUGUGGAAGGGGCUUCUCAAGGCUCGGGACCAACUAAGAGAAGGAUUCAGGUUUAGAUUAGGCACAGGAGAUUCAUCCAUUUGGUUUGAUGAUUGGAGCGGCAGGGGAAUCAUGGCAAACCAAGUGCCAUUCGUGGAUAUCCAUGAUAUUCAAUUAACAUUAAAAGAUGUCAUGGUGGCAGGGAGGUGGAAUAUGGAGAGAUUAUACACGCCUGUACCUGCUGCAAUUUUGGAGCACCUACAGCACAUAGAACCCGUGAUAGUGCAGAACCGUCGAGAUAUGUGGGUGUGGGACAGUAACGACAUGGGUCGCUUCACCGUCAAGGACGCUUAUACAUGGCUACAGAAGCACAAUCAAAUGCCGGCGUCGCUGCUGGAUUGGCGUUGGGUUUGGCGGCUCAAGGUUCCGGAGCGUAUACGCAUUUUCAUCUGGUUGCUGCUGCAUAAUUCAAUUCAAACAAACAGCCACCGCUUCCGCUGCACUCUAUCAUCAUCCCCGAGUUGUGCCCGGUGCUCAGCGGCGGAGGAAGAUGCUUUACACUGCCUUAGAGAUUGUCCGCACUCAAGAGAAAUUUGGAUGAGAGCAGGGGCUCUCGCUUGGCCAGGAUUCCAGGUGAGUGGAUGCACGGAUUGGGUGUCUCGGCAUGCACAAGGGACGAAUGGAAUCAAAUUCAUCGCUUGCUUGUGGGGUGCUUGGAAGUGGCGCAAUAAUAUGAUUUUCGAAGACUCUCCGUGGCCAGUUCAUGAGGCGUGGCGUCGUAUUUGUCAUGAGCAUGAUGAAAUCAUGAGAUUCACAGAGGAAGAUCAGAUAGAAGAUGAUCAAACUAUGAUGUCCACUAGGUGGAAUCCGCCUGGGGAAGGAACUGUGAAUAUGUGCCUUGACGGAAGCUAUAGCAGGGAGAGGAUUUGCAUGGGCUCGGGCGGGUUGGCUCGUGAUUCCCAGGGUCGGUGGCUCGCCGGGUUUUUCAGCCACAUGGGCGGAGGAAACGCGCUGCUGGCAGAGGCAAUGGCGCUGAAGAUCGGGCUACAGAUCGCGUGGGAUAAAGGGUGGAGAAAGGUACAGUGUACCGUGGAUUGUGGCACGUUGGUUCAAGCACUGAAUGAUGUUGACAGUCGUAUUUUCUUGCCCAUUCUUGAUGAUAUUUUGGAAUUAAUGGCUAGGAAUUGGUAUGUUUCCCUAAGUACUAUCAGCAGAGAGUGUAACCAGCCCGCGGAUUGGCUAGCUAGGAAGGGAGCCUCGUCACCAAACGUUGAUCUUUGCAUCCUUGAAGUUCCUCCCCCGGAAGUUGAGAUCCUCUUAUUGAGAGAUCGUUUAGCUUUGUCGUAG
Molecule: messenger RNA, 3666 nt
Organism: Lotus japonicus
Lineage: Eukaryota; Viridiplantae; Streptophyta; Magnoliopsida; Fabales; Fabaceae
Exons: 1
Coding region: 1-3666 (1221 amino acids)
Molecular function (GO): RNA-DNA hybrid ribonuclease activity; nucleic acid binding
Source: RefSeq, a predicted model, not a curated record